Triticum aestivum (bread wheat) is the source of this 3867-nucleotide messenger RNA. RefSeq lists its product as uncharacterized. Lineage: Eukaryota; Viridiplantae; Streptophyta; Magnoliopsida; Poales; Poaceae. The transcript has 2 exons. The record is from RefSeq and is a predicted model, not a curated record. Bases 2518 to 3558 code for a protein of 346 amino acids.
AAACUGCGCUCUUUCUCCCGAAAAAAAACUUUCCUUUCCACUACUGCUCCUGCUCCUCCAGCCAACAAACACUUUCCGCUGCCCGUCAAAUAAGAAAAAACAAACACUUUCCGCUGAAGCAGACCGGAUCUCGUCGCACCACCGUGCAGCUUUCACCUGGUCCAGCACAGUCGCCAACCUUGUUCUCUGCCGGCAACUCGUUCCCACCGACCACAUCUCGCCCCAUCUCGGCUUGGCUGGCCACCGCCCGCGUGCGCCUGCUGGACCUGGCCGUGCAGCAGAUCGGUCGGAAUCGGAUCCUCCCUCAGCGCCGGUGGCGCCUCCCUUGUUAUUCUGACUUCUGAGAUGAAAAGCCUAGCGGACGCCUGUGGGAUGGCCACGCAAGAGGACGGCCACACUGGUGCUCUGGCUUGUGGAAGAGAGGUACAGCAGCGAAGGGAAGGACGCCAAGGAUCGCAGCGACAGCGCCAUCUAUCUCCGUACGCGCUUAGUGAGGAAGAAGAAUGGGAAGGAUAUGCUUGGAGGAGGAGAGUGGACUGCAGCUCAUAGACUCACCAUCGCCUCCACAGUACGCAGGUACGUAAUUUACUUUUCUUCUUGUGUCGUUUCCAUCUGAUGCUUGUUAAAUUGAGAGAAGGGGAGCCGAUAGCAACUCCAUUACCCUGCCUUCAUUCAGUUGAACUACGAUUCUUUUCAUGCUAUUGUCAACCCUGUGCAUAUAAUGUGAAGUAGUACUAAAUUCAGACUGAUUGUCAACCUGCUGUCUGCUCGCUCUAUGCUUCUAAGCAUGACAUUCAGAUAGAUGUUUGUGUGCACAUUUUUUUUUGCAUAAUUAAAAUCGGUUAUUGGGAUCCCUGUCAUCCUAACUUAAAUUGAGAGAAGGAUAGCUGAGAGGUUCAGAUGAGCACGAUGCUUGUGGAAAAUUGUUCAUAGCUAAUUCUGUGAACAAGUACCAUCACAAAAGAGAAAAAAAAUGAACUAGUAUACUCCCUAUGUUUUUGUAUACAAGGCCACUUCGUUUUUCAUGUCAGACUUUGACUUAUUAUUUUGGUCAGCAUCAGCGACUAGGGAGAUGGAGUGGCAUUCAGUUAAUGGUACGGACAUUCUAAUCAAAUUGUUUGCAACUUGGAAGUGAAAACACGCAUGGUAUAAAACUCGCGACAACAAAAUAGAUCACAUUGGCUUCGGUUGAUUGAGGAAGGCUUGAUUUUGUCCUGUCAUCAAACUAGAGGAAGAGGUUCCAAUGGUCCUUUGCAGCGAGGGAUUCUGCGCAGAGUGUUGCUAUUGUGAAUAGGUAUAAAUGUCAUUUGUCGGAUGACCCUGCGCAGAAAGUAGCAAAGUUCAGUUUCAUUGGAAUUCAGAAACUGGAAAACACGAAAGUGUGGAAUGGUAUACCAUUGGAGUAUUUUAUGGGUCUUGGGUCUCUGGUGACAGCAGGAUGGUGUGACCAAUUGAUUGAUGCAUUGUAGCAUUUAGGAUGGUUGUUAGCUUUGGUCGAAGAAGCAAGCCUUGAUUUUAUCCUGUCAUCGAACUAGAGUUGAAGGCUCCAAUGGUCUCCUGCAGGGAGGCAUUCAGAGCACAGUUCUGUUGUUGUACAUAGGUGUACACGUCGUUUGUCGGAUGACCCUGUGCAGAAAGUAGCAAAUUUCGGUUUCAUUGAAGUUUAAAAAAUUCGAGAACUCAAAGCGUAGAAUGUUAUACCAAUGGAGUAUUGUGUGGUUCUUGGGUCUGUGGUGGUAUUGAGGUUGUGUGACUAAUUGAUGGCUGCAUUGUAGCAUUUAGGAUAGAUGUCGGUUUCGGUUGAAGAAGGAAGCCUCGAUUUUCUCGUGUCAUCGAAUAGAGUUAGAGGCUUCCAAUGAUCUCUUGCGGGGAGGGAUUCAGAACACAGUUCCGCUAUUGUAAUUAUGUGUUACAUGUGGUUUGUUGGAUCACCCUGUGAAGAAAGUAGCCAAGCUCAGUUUCAGUGAAAUGACCUCCGCGGAGUGCCAUCCCUUGAUUCAGUGAUUCAUUGGAAACAAGACCAAAAGGUUGUGGCAGAUUGAGUACAUGGCCCUGUAAUUUUUUUUAAUUUAGAAAUUGGCCCUGUGAAAUUGUGGUUUUCUUUUUUAAUAAGAAAAUCAUAAGAAGAAAAAAAAAACACAAAAAGGCCGUAAGGCCCACAAACAGUCCAUGUACUGGCCAUCUUCUCUACAGAAAACAUGCUGUGCUAUAUAAUCCCGGUCCCGUCCCGUUGCCCGUUCCCUCCCCCACCGUUCCCCUUCUCCUCCUCCUCCCGCUCAGUCACGGGGAAGCUUCAGAAUUCAGAGGACGCACACAAAUCUCAGAAUUCAGAAGAAAGAUCGGGAUGAUGAAGUUGACAGACUCGAAGACGCUGAUCGAGGUGGAGCAACGCGCCUCCCAAGAUUGGGCGGAGGCCUCCCUCGCCUGGGCUGAAGCUUCAACUUCUUGGGUGGCAGCGGUGAAGAAAACCCCUGCCGUAUCUUUGGUCUCCGCGCGUUGGGCUUCGGCCGGGGGAUCAUGGCUCUCGGCUGCGUACGCCUGGGCGCCAAGAUCCUCCGAUUCCUGGCGUCCCGGCAACAGUUCAUGGACGCAAGGAUCAUGCAAUUGGGCAGCCGUCGGCCGCCGAUGGGCGCUGGCGAGCAUGAAUUGGGCUGUCGCCGCGGAGAGUUUCCGCAAUGCGCCAUCGAUUCUUUGCCUUGCGUCCAGUCCGCAAUCGAUUGGGCGUCCGCUGCGGUCACCUGGGCGGAACCUGCUAGUAUCUGGGAGACGUCGCUGUACCAGUGGGCCAUGGUGGCCGGACUCUUUGCGGUGGCUGGCGAGAGCGCGGCCGACGCGGCAGCUUCGUCCUACGCCGGUCGUCGAUUGCCCCCGCUCCACAACCACCCGUGGUCGAUUGCGGCGAUGCGUCGAGCUGUGCGCCAGUCGGCUUCCCCCGUCAAGCCGUCGGUUGCCGUUGCCGACAGGGACCAGGCUAUCCAAGAGCAGACCAAGGAGAGCGUCCGGCCGUCGGUGACCAAGGAGAAGGAAUCCACCCCGGCGGACCAGGGGAGAGAGGAUGAGACGGACGCCGCCGUCAAGACGUCGGUUGUCCAAAAGCACAAGGAGAGCGUCGAUUCUGUCGCGGCCUCGCAGGAGACGGCCCCCAGCUUGGCCAGCGUCGAGCCGUCGGUGACCAAGGAGAAGGAAUCCACCCCGCAGAACCAGGCGAGAGGGCAUGAGACGGCCCCCGCCGUCAAGCCGUCGCUGACCGAGGAGAAGAAAAGUGCCCUGCAGUAUCAGGCGAAGGCAAGGGAUAGGGCGGCCGCCUCCGUCAAGCCGUCCCUGACCGUGGAGACGGCCCGCAAGGCGGCCAUCGGAGAGCAGAAGCCCGGCAAGCUUCCGAACCUGGAGGACGCACUUGAGUUCCCGUUCAUUCCGGCGCCAGAUCGCACCCGGUUGAGGGCAUCUCCAACGCUGGGUGCCUAUCUAGGCGCUUGUGGCAAGAAAAAUAAGUAUCUAGAAACAAAAGGGGAUCUAGCGCCCACUCUUUCAAUGGGAGGCGCUAAUAACGGGCUCUAAUUACUGAUUAGAAGGAAGGGCCCAGACUCUCAUACGUGAAAGGAAACGGCCUAGCGCUCGAUGCUUAGCGCCUCCCAUUGAAGAUGCCCUGAGGCCACUAAAGCCUGGGCAGCAGCAGCGCCAGCGCCAGGCCUGAUUUGGUGGGUCGCUUCAGACAUUUUGACUCAUCUCGGAUUAUGUAGAAUUAGCUGCAUUCCUCCAAAAAAAAAUGUAGAAUUAGCUGCAUUGCAGAUUCUGUGGACUUGUAGUUGCACAUUGCAGAUUUUGUUGCCUACUCCACUGCAAAUUUUCUGUGAUGUUCCUUGUUAA